AUGGCUUCGCUUCACUUCUGCUCGGAAUGCAACAACCUGCUCUACCCCAAGGCUGAUCCGCAACGGCGCAUCAUGGUGUAUGCGUGCCGGAUAUGCAACUACGACGAGGUUGGCGAGAACAAGUGUGUAUACAGGAAUGACUUGCUGACGGUGACAAAAGAGCAGAUCGGUGUGACAGGAGACCUCAUGAACGAUACUACACUGGCGCAUGCCGAUAUGCAGUGCCCUCAAUGUGGGAACGACGACGCAGUUUACUUCCAGGACCAGUCCAAGCGGAAGGAGACACGGAUGAUCCUCUUCUUCGUCUGCACAAAAUGCAAUCAUAGCUUUACGGAUCCAACGGUGGCUCGACCGCAGGAUGUAGAUUAA
Messenger RNA from Fomitopsis serialis, 369 nucleotides. RefSeq lists its product as uncharacterized. Bases 1 to 369 code for a protein of 122 amino acids. Gene Ontology annotation, biological process: maintenance of transcriptional fidelity during transcription elongation by RNA polymerase II; transcription initiation at RNA polymerase II promoter; transcription-coupled nucleotide-excision repair. Gene Ontology annotation, cellular component: RNA polymerase II, core complex. The record is from RefSeq and is a predicted model, not a curated record. The transcript has 5 exons. NCBI's taxonomy places the organism in Eukaryota, Fungi, Basidiomycota, Agaricomycetes, Polyporales, Fomitopsidaceae. Gene Ontology annotation, molecular function: zinc ion binding; DNA-directed RNA polymerase activity; nucleic acid binding.